AUGGCGGCGCCGGGCACGGCGGCUUGGACGUGGCUGCUGCGGCCGCCCACCGCCACCGAGCUGCUGCUGGCGGCCCUGUGCUGGCUCGGCUGCUACUGGCUGCUGCGGCGGCGGCCCCGGGCGCUGUCGGGGCUGCCGCCGGGCCCCGCGCCCUGGCCGCUCGUGGGCAACUUCGCCUUCGCCCUCCUGCCGCCGCCGCUGCUGCGCCGGUGGGCGGUGGAGGUGCGGGACGGCGGCCGCGUCUCCCCCGCCUUCUCUCCGCAUGUCUUCCUCACCAGCCUCACGAAGAUGUACGGCAGCGUCUUCCGCCUCUUCGUGGGCAGCCGCCCCUUCAUCGUGCUCAACACCUUCGAGGCGGUGCGGGAGGCGCUGGUGCAGAAGGCGGAGGUGUUCAGCGACCGGCCCUCCGUGCCCAUCGUCCUCAUGAUCACCCACAACAAGGGUGUUAUUUUUGCACCAUACGGUCCUGUCUGGAAGCAACAGAGGAAAUUCUCUCUCUCAACAUUGCGUCAUUUUGGAGUAGGGAGACUUAGCUUAGAGCCUAAAAUCAUUGAGGAGCUGAACUUCAUAAAGGAAGAAAUGCUGAAGCAUGGGAAGGAUUCAUUUAAUCCCUUUCCAAUCAUUCGCAACGCAGUGUCCAAUGUUAUCUGUUCCAUGGCCUUUGGCAAGCGUUUUAACUACGAAGAUGUUGAGUUCAAGACGAUGCUGAAGAACAUGGCCCGUGCACUGGAGCUGAGCGUGAACAGCUACAUGAUCCUGGUCAACAUCUGCCCUUGGCUCUACUACCUUCCCUUUGGGCCUUUCCGGGAGCUUCGGCAAACAGAACUAGAUAUUACUGCUUUUCUGAAGAAAAUAAUUGCACAGCACAGGGACACACUGGAUGCAGCAAAUCCCAGGGACUUCAUUGAUAUGUACUUCAUCCAUGCGGAAGAGGAGAAGAACAACAAGGAGAGCAGCUUUAAUGAUGACUACCUAUUUUUUAUCAUUGGUGACCUCUUCAUUGCAGGCACAGAUACUACUUCCAACACAAUACUGUGGUGCCUGCUCUACAUGUCCCUUUACCCAGAAGUACAAGAGAAGGUUCAUGCAGAAGUUGAAGCAGUUCUAGGACGUGACAAAGUUCCCUCGCUUGCUCACAAGGCUCAAAUGCCCUUCACAGAGGCAACCAUUAUGGAAGUGCAGAGGAUGACUGCAGUUGUUCCCCUCUCUAUUCCUCGAAUGGCCUCAGAAACUGCUCUGCUGCAGGGAUAUACCAUUCCUAAGGGCAGUGUGAUUGUGCCCAACCUGUGGUCAGUACACAGAGAUCCUAACAUUUGGGAGAAACCAGAUGAAUUUCAACCAUCAAGAUUUCUGGAUGAAAAUGGACAGCUAAUUAAGAAAGAAUCAUUCAUUCCUUUUGGAAUGGGUAAACGUGUGUGCAUGGGAGAGCAGUUGGCAAAAAUGGAGCUGUUCUUGAUUUUCACAAGUUUAAUGCAAAGUUUUACCUUUUUGUACCCUGAAAAUGCUGCAAAACCAUCCAUGGAGGGAAGGUUUGGUCUAACUUUGGCUCCAUGUCCAUUCAACAUAAUAGCUUUGAAGAGAUGAUAUAAAAUCAAAAAAGAUUUAGCAAAGAAAUACUGCACUUUUAAAAUCCAGCUUUUUUUUGUUUCCAUCUCUUGUUUCUUUUUUCUCAGGAACACACCAACUGCAUAUGCUUUCAUAGUCAGUGGUCACUCCAUUUAGACUUCUGGAAAGUAAAGAUUUUCUUUGUCAGCUGUUGCAUUCCACAAACAAUCUGACAGCAUAGUUUUCAAUUUGAUAUUAAAACUUGCUGGGCUUAAACCCUCUCUAUAAGCUAUUGCUGUCAGUUUGUCAAAUGUUAAUUAUGGGAGAAUGGUCCAAAACAUCUGUUAAUGCUUUAGCAGAUAGUAAUUGUAAAAAAUUGUAAAAGCUGCACAUAAACAAUUAAUUUACCAAAGGAGUGAAGGACAUCGUGUAAUAUCAAAAGGAUUAACAAAUGACAGGGUGCUAGCAUUUUCUGUGUAAAGAAACAUUGUAAUUGAGCUUAACUAAUGACAUACACUUUUUGGAAACUACUGAAUGACACUUCUAUUAACCUUGGAGGAUUCUUUCUUGCAAGUAACUCAUAGGUGUAGAUAGGGUUGAAUCAGUCUGGAUUCCUGGAUUCAAACAUAAUUGACUAUCAGGGCUCACUAAAAACAUGUAGGUGCCAACUCUGAAAACCCCAGGUUUGAGGCCACAUGGAUGCUUGAGUAUGCCAUAUUCGCAACAUGAAACAAGUGUGCAGCAUAUGGAUGCAGAUGUUUUAUUUUGGCAUAUAAAUGAGAGCAGAAUCCUCUAACAAGAAACAGCAGAAGUCUGUUCUUUCUGGUGCCAAGCAGAUAUUCAAGAUGACAUCUGUGCUGCCUCUUGGCAUUCACUGUUUUCCCCACAGCAGCAGUGGCUGCAGUCUGGAUGAGACCAACACCCA
Lepidothrix coronata (blue-crowned manakin) is the source of this 2470-nucleotide messenger RNA. RefSeq names its product cytochrome P450 2U1. The transcript has 5 exons. Gene Ontology annotation, molecular function: iron ion binding; heme binding; oxidoreductase activity, acting on paired donors, with incorporation or reduction of molecular oxygen, reduced flavin or flavoprotein as one donor, and incorporation of one atom of oxygen. The record is from RefSeq and is a predicted model, not a curated record. Gene Ontology annotation, cellular component: cytoplasm; intracellular membrane-bounded organelle. Bases 1 to 1584 code for a protein of 527 amino acids. Gene Ontology annotation, biological process: xenobiotic metabolic process. Lineage: Eukaryota; Metazoa; Chordata; Aves; Passeriformes; Pipridae.